This is a messenger RNA of Guillardia theta CCMP2712, 780 nucleotides long. RefSeq lists its product as hypothetical. The record is from RefSeq and is a predicted model, not a curated record. Bases 1 to 780 code for a protein of 259 amino acids. Gene Ontology annotation, molecular function: ATP binding; protein kinase activity. NCBI's taxonomy places the organism in Eukaryota, Cryptophyceae, Pyrenomonadales, Geminigeraceae. Gene Ontology annotation, biological process: protein phosphorylation. The transcript has 3 exons.
AUGUCAUGUGCAGGAAAGACACUCAUUGGAGCCCCGGAUGCCGGGACAGUUCAGGAAACCAUCGAUGAAGUUGACUUCUUCCUCAAGCUUGACCAUCCAAAUUGUCACUAUCUGCUGGGCGCGAAGACAACACUCGAAGAUGGCGGGAUCUUGAUUUUGACAGAGCUUUGCGAUCUCGGAUCUAUCUAUGACUUCUACAGCAAGGGAAGGAAGAAGUUCGACACUGCCACCUCGCUCAGACUCGCGGAAGAGUGUGCUACAGGGUUCGAGGUGAUCCAUUCGCUGGGGUACAUGCAUCGCGACAUCAAGUCCCUGAACGUUUUCCUUUCCAAGGAUCUCGUUGCUAAGGUUGCUGACUUUGGGAUGUGUACUCCAGCGCCUCUGGCAACAGAUGCCUGUGGCACUCCUCAGUGGAUGGCACCUGAGGUCAUUUCAAACCUCCUGGGCAUGCCCAAGGAGUACGACAGGACAGUCGACGUUUUCAGUUACGCCAUCUUGCUCUGGGAGCUCUUCCAUUGCUCCACUCCCUACAUGGAGACAAGACUCGAUCAGAUGGGUAUCUGCAAGAACGUCUUCCAUCGCCAUAUCCGCCCGCCCAUCUCGCCUUCCUGUCCCCCGGGGAUCUCGGCCCUCAUUCAACGCUGCUGGGACAACAACCCUUCGGCAAGGCCGACCUUCAGUCAGGUAUGCUAUCAUCGCCAGUGUGAUGGUGAAGCGACACUGACAGCUGUUUUCCUACAGGUGCGUGAAGCAGUGGCAAAGAUCAGGGGGACAGCGUAA